GGAGAAUUUCAUUGUUCUACUGCAUGCAUGCUGCAUACUCCGCUUCCCGAGUAGCUGAGUUUGCAGUUAGAUCAUCCAUAACAGGUAUGUUGGAACAUGAGGGGUGUACUGUAAAACACCUCAGUUCUCUACCUCUUUCCUAGCCCGUGUUACCUCAAAAAGAAAUUCUGGUGUUUGAGCUAUUAGACAGACCCAUUUUUCGUCCCACAGCCAUUGUUUUUGGCCUUGCACCCACAAGUACGUUCUCAUAGCGUUGUGUGUUUGGCGCCUCAACGGGAUCCUAGCAUACAGUUAAAUAUUUCCUUUGAUAUUUCAUAUUUAUGAAUAAAUUCACUUCUGCUACUGUUCAUACCCAGAGCAUUCUAGUUCUCUCAAUUUUUUUCUUAUUUCUUCGUGACUCGCUUUUUUCAUCUUAAUCUUAUAGUUUCUUCACACCAUGGCUACUACUGUGAACGUUCUCAGUUACCUUCAAACCAGGACACAGGUCGACGUGGAUAGCUUGGACAUAGAAGCCGCCCGCAGAGGAGGACCAGAUGGACCAUGGACUGAUGCGACCUCAAACCAAGCUGAAGUCUUUUUUCAAAUUGAAAAAGCAGAGAAUAUCGACACUGUGAGGGAGGCUAUCAACAAAAGCCAGCAGUUGCAUGCUACCUUUCCUUCUCUAACUCUACCAGAGCUGAUGGUGGAGGUCGCGACCGUCCUACUUGCCGCACGAGUCCUUCCAUUUAUUACUGGCUCCGUUCACGUAAUGGCGAACCCUUGCUAUGCGUUUUCUAUUCCAAAAAUUGUCGAAACCGGACAUCGCUAUCAUGAAAUUUUUCGGCAUGUCAACCCUGAUGUUGAUCUCUCUAGAGUCGUGAUGAAAGUUCCCGCUACCUUCGAGGGCCUUCGAGCAUGUCGUGAACUCCACGGUAGUGGAAUAAAGACUCUGGCAACUACCGUUUUCACGAUGGAGCAAGCAAUUCUCGCUGGAGAGGCUGGCUGUGUAUCUAUCUCUCCGUUUAUUCACGAGUUGAAAAUGGGAUUUGAUUCUACGUACAAGGACAACGAUUCUCUUGUAGAUCUCUGUGUCAAGGCUCAGCAAUAUUACGAACAACAUUCUAUUCCCACACGUGUUAAGGCGUGUAGUUGUAUUACCAUUGAUGAGAUUCUCCAACUUGCAGGUGUCGCAGCUCACACGAUCCCACCAGAGGACCUCGAUGCCUUGGUUUCAAUGAAGGAGGAUAAGAAUGACCUAGAUGCUAAGUCUUUAUUCAAGCCGAAGCUGUUCGCCAAUGGGCACCAACAGGUUCGCGCGUAUAUUGAUGACGAAGCGAAAUAUCGCGUGGAAUUUGCUGCUAGUGAUGGAGGAAAGGGCCAAUUGAGGCUGUAUCAGGCAGUUUCAAUCUUUUCAGAUUUUCAGAAGAAGGCCGAGCUAAAGAUGGAAAGUAUUGGUGCAUGAAAGGAUACUGGCAGGCAACCUGAAAGCUCAAUCACCUGAAUUACUCAAUGGAACUUGCUCCUUUCAAAAAAAGAAAAAUCACUAUCAAUCGAUAUUUAGAUCCAAUACUUAGGCCAGAAUAGUGAAUUUAGUAACCAGCAUU
Molecule: messenger RNA, 1583 nt
Organism: Talaromyces proteolyticus
Lineage: Eukaryota; Fungi; Ascomycota; Eurotiomycetes; Eurotiales; Trichocomaceae
Exons: 7
Coding region: 437-1441 (334 amino acids)
Biological process (GO): pentose-phosphate shunt, non-oxidative branch; carbohydrate metabolic process
Cellular component (GO): intracellular anatomical structure
Molecular function (GO): transaldolase activity
Source: RefSeq, a predicted model, not a curated record